AUGAAAGCUGGUUUUUUACAGAGAUAUUCUUUAAAGCUUAGCAAAGGUCAGUGUGAAAGGGUAAGGACCUUAGCAUUUACACUAAUUGAUGGCAAGUUAACUGAUCAUUAUGUUAGAAUAUGGGAUUAUGGGAAUGAAGUUUUGAGAUCAAACCUAGGAAGCACUGUUGAAAUUGGAGUCGAUGUCAAUCCGGAUGCAAAAUAUUUCAAAAGAAUCUACAUUUGUUUGAAGGCUUUAAAAGAAGGAUGGUUGAAAGGAUGUCGUAAGGUGAUUGAUUUAGAUGGAUGUUUCUUGAAAGGGAAAGUUAAAGGAGAGUUGCUAGCUGCUAUUGGUCGAGAUGGAAAUAACCAAAUUUACCCCAUUGCAUGGGCGGUUGUGAACGUAGAAAAUAAAGAUAAUUGGAAGUGGUUCAUUGAAUUACUACAAUCAGAUAUUGAAACAGUUCAAGAAAAUGGGCUUACUUUAAUAUCAAAUCAACAUAAGGGUCUUCUUGAAGCCAUAAAGGAGGUGAUGCCACAUGCUGAGCACCGACAACGUGCCCAUCAUAUUUGUGCUAAUUUUUACAAACGUUUCAGUGGAGAGAUUUAUAAAACCUUAUUUUGGCAAGCUGCAAAGUCCACAACAGAUCAAGAGUUCAAAAACAAUAUGGAAAAGAUGAAAGAGUUGAACAAUGAUGCAUAUGACGAUCUCAUUAAAAGAAAUCCUAAAACAUGGUGUAGGGCCUAUUUUGAAACGGAUAGGGCAUGUGAGGCUGUAGAAAAUGGAAUAUCCAAGUCUUUUAACUCUGCAAUCAUUGGUGCUAGGGGAAAACCUUUGAUAACUAUGUUAGAAGAGAUUAGACUUCAUGUGAUGGAGAGGUUUGAUGCAAUGAUAAGGAACACAAAUUCAUGGAAAACUAUUGUUGUUCCAAACAUAAUUAAAAAGAUGAGAAAAUGGCACAAAAAGAUGAGGAAUUGGAUUGUUAUCCCAAGUGGGCCUCUGUUGGAGGUUAGAAAUGGUUAUGAAGGAUAUAUGGUAAACUUGGAAGGAUGGGCAUGCACAUGUAGACUAUGGGUAUUGUCUGGCCUUCCAUGUGUAAAUGCAUGCGCGGCUAUAAACCAUACCCACCAAAAUCUCCUUGACUAUACAAAGUAUCCAACCGUUUCUGGUAAAGGGAAAAUAAAGAAGUGUCAUAAUUGUCUACAAGAAGGGCACAAUGCUAGGACAUGCAAGAAUGAAAAGGUUGUGCCCCCUCCUAAGGAAAAGAAGCCUCCUGGUAGGCCUAAAAAAACAAACUCUGAUGAAAGACCUUCGAGAGGACCAUCUGCAGCUACAAGUGGUGGUAGAGGCGGAAAAGGACCAACAGGGGCAAGAGGUGGAAGAGGAUCAUCUGCAGGUACAAGUAGUGGUAGAGGAGUUCCUAUAACUCAAGAUGAUGGAGUUGCCGAAACUCAAGAUGUAGUGCCUGAAACUCAAUUUGAUAUUGAAAAUGCUAAUUUGGAAGAUCAAUCUAAUGUGGUUGGCGGGAUAGGAAUUGAUGUACCUGUUAUCCGUGCAAAGCUCAAACCAAGAAAACCAUCUGAAAGAAUUAUUUAG
This is a messenger RNA of Lactuca saligna, 1575 nucleotides long. The record is from the annotation of a GenBank genome assembly. NCBI's taxonomy places the organism in Eukaryota, Viridiplantae, Streptophyta, Magnoliopsida, Asterales, Asteraceae.